Molecule: messenger RNA, 732 nt
Organism: Microtus oregoni (creeping vole)
Lineage: Eukaryota; Metazoa; Chordata; Mammalia; Rodentia; Cricetidae
Gene: Supt4h1
Product: SPT4 homolog, DSIF elongation factor subunit
Exons: 5
Coding region: 81-434 (117 amino acids)
Biological process (GO): positive regulation of DNA-templated transcription, elongation; mRNA processing; chromatin organization
Cellular component (GO): nucleus; DSIF complex
Molecular function (GO): zinc ion binding; RNA polymerase II complex binding
Source: RefSeq, a predicted model, not a curated record
GAAGUUACGUGAAGGAAGUGGCAGGCAUUCUGGGUAGUGGUCUGUUUACUUCCUGCGGCUGAUUUGUCGCGUCGGUGAGGAUGGCCCUGGAGACGGUGCCGAAAGACCUGCGGCAUCUGCGGGCUUGUUUGCUGUGCUCGUUAGUCAAGACCAUAGACCAGUUUGAAUAUGACGGCUGUGACAAUUGCGAAGCGUACCUGCAAAUGAAGGGCAACAGAGAGAUGGUGUAUGACUGCACCAGCUCCUCAUUCGAUGGGAUCAUCGCGAUGAUGAGCCCAGAAGACAGCUGGGUCUCCAAGUGGCAGCGAGUCAGUAACUUUAAGCCAGGUGUAUAUGCUGUGUCAGUCACUGGUCGCCUGCCCCAAGGAAUUGUUCGGGAGCUGAAAAGUCGGGGAGUGGCCUACAAAUCCAGAGACACAGCAAUAAAGACCUAGCUAGGUGCAGCCCACGGUGUCUUCUCUCUUCUUCUGGCCCGUGCUUGUUUUCGUGGAACUAAACAGGCGGAACUCCAGAUGCUCCCUGCCCUCUGUCUCAGCAUCAGCAGACUCCCGUGAAAGCAGCACAUCCGGCCCUUGAGUCAUUUCACUUUCUCUGAGGCCUGGUGAAGUGGGAGUGUCUGCUGGGUGGAGUCUCAGAGACUGAUGGAGGAGAGUAAGAGGCUGGUUCCUACCACUGCCCAAGGCUCUGCCUUUGUCAGAUACCAAUAAAAUAAACUUCUGGGAUACACUUAAA